This is a messenger RNA of Mesorhabditis spiculigera, 876 nucleotides long. The record is from the annotation of a GenBank genome assembly. NCBI's taxonomy places the organism in Eukaryota, Metazoa, Nematoda, Chromadorea, Rhabditida, Rhabditidae.
AUGCCAAAGGGAGGCAAGGGCAGGCUGAGCGAGGAUUCUUCCGCGUCCGACCACACCCUGCCCGACGUGCCCGAUAACCCGGAAGACGAGCAGUCGACGUCAGUAGCCGGAAGGAGGACGCAUUGUAAGCGGGGGCUGAAGGAGUCACCGCCGAGGAAGGAAUCACCGGAUGAGGCGAGCGAUGCCGUGGCGAGUCUCGUGGCUGGCACCGAUAUUAUCAGGAUUCAGGACUUCGAGAUGAGCGCCCUCAUCUUCCCCAGUGCUUUCCAAGUACGGCUCGACGACACGGAUACCAUUUGCGUCGAGAGCUUGGUCCAUUUAGAGAGUUUUUGCCUCCAGGACGACACCGACACGCCACUGGAUCUGAGCUUUGACUGGAACACCGAUAUGCACUUUGGGGAGCUGAUGGCCAACCCGACGCUCGUGUGUCCGAGGGUGCCGGUCGCGCUCGGCGUCUCCCUCUACCCAGUGACCUCCCUCCUCCAAGCAUUCUACUACUCCUUCAAGAAUCGCUUGAAAGGAAUGGCCGGCGGCUUCAACACGGACAUCCAGUGGGAGGGCAUCCCGACGAUUCCGAUCCUGGCCGACUACUUCACCAAGGUCGGUGCCUACGCGCGCACCAUGAUAUUCCCGCCCCUCGAAAAGAUCCAGCUCACGCAGCAGGAAUAUGUGAUCUUCAAGAACAUUGUCAUCUUCACGUCGGUAGUGGGACUCAGCGAUGAGGGAGCCGAUAUAAUCCGGCGGGGACGGCAUCGGUAUGAGGCGAAACUGCUCCAGAGCAUCGCCCAACGCGUCGCCCCGCUGAUCGGCAAAUGCUGCACGAUGAACACGGGCGGGCUGAUGGCCAGCCGGCUGGCCGUCGACGUCUUUUUUCAG